AUGGUAUUUAUUUUUAAAAAGUCAUUAGAGACAAAAAAGAAGAUAUCAAAUGACACAGAAGAAAAAAAAGAAGAAGAAAAGAUAACAAAUAACCAAGACCGUUUUUUAAAUGGUGUUGGACCUUAUAAGUUCAUAAAGCCUCUAGGUAGUGGAAAGUUUAGUACAGUUAUGCUUGCAAAACAUUUAGAAACACAACAAGAAGUAGCUAUUAAGAUUAUAGAUAAACUAUCGCAUGAUUAUAGGGUCAUGGCACGGCUUGUAAGAGAGAUAGCAAUUAUGAAAGUUUUGCAGCAUGAUUCAAUUGUAAGAUUAUAUGAAACAUUUGAAAGCUGUGAUUCAUUAUAUUUGAUUAUGGAAUAUGUACCAGGCUGGAACUUGGACGAAUACCUUCAAGGAAAAAAGAAUAAUUGUUUAAAUGAAGAUGAAGCUAGACAUAUAUUUAGUCAACUUGUAACAGCUGUAGAUUAUUGCCAUCGUAAUUGGAUUGUUCAUCGUGAUUUAAAAACUCCUAAUGUAUUAAUUACGUUGGAUAAGAACGUAAAGUUGGCAGAUUUUGGACUAGGAAAUCAAUAUGGAUUACAAAGAUUACGAACAAUUUGCGGCUCUAUGUUAUAUUAUAGCCCUGAAAUCAUCACAGGUCAAAAAUAUUAUGGACCUGAAGUAGAUUGUUGGUGUCUUGGUAUCACACUAUUUCGUAUGACAGCUGGAUUUGAGCCUUUUUCACAUGCACAUACUGUGGGUGAACUUAAAAAAGAUAUUUGUAAAUGCAACUUCCUCAUGCCGAACACGCUUAGCUUAGAAUUACAAGCCACUAUCAGGAAAUGCCUUCAAGCUGAUCGACGAAAAAGAAUGACAAUCAGACAAGCUUUAAAGGACGAUCCAUGGCUUACUAACCUUAACCAGUUGCCCUGCCCAUUAUCAACAUCAUCUGAAACUGUAUUUGAAAACGAGGCCUGUAACAAUUCCCUUAGUGAGAAAUCAACACGUCAACAAUUUAGGAAAGAUUUCAUCCGCCAUGACUCAACUAACACUAAUAUCAGAAAAACGAUCAUUUACCAUCCUAUUAAUCCUGCUACCUACUACACAACCAAAUCUUUUACCAAUUUAACACCAGGGGAAGGAGGAUAUCAUCAUCAAAAUGUUGAAUUAUUAAGAUCUGACCUACUUCAAUCCAUUUGUACUCGGACCCAUCGACUGGGCAUUCGUUCUAGAAAACGUUGGAAAUCUCUUUUUUUAUCAUCAUUGAAAAGGCAUUCUAUUACUGACCUUGUGCAACGUAUUACUAAAGAUCAAGUCUAUUAUUUUCAAUUAAAUAGCUCAUUACAACAAAUUAUUGAUGCAUCACAUCCUCCUUCCCUUUCAUCAUCACCUACAUCAUAUAGUAGUAGUGACGAAAUACCCACAGUUAAUAUAGAGCAACAAGAAAAUCGUGAAAUAAUGGCUUUAAUCUGCGAAACCUGCCAACUCAUGGGUAUUACUUAUUUUCAGGAUUCCCUUCUUUCUCUUCAGUGCGUUCUUACCUUAAGAAAUACUCCAAAAAUAUUACCGAUAGUACGAGCCUCUUCAUCCUAUAGUCGUAAACAAAGUCAAAGUAGUGCAUCAUUGGGUGAUGAUUUUUUUACAACAAAACGCCUUUCAUUACCCUUAUUAUCUCAUCUCACAUCAUCUAUGACAACAUCCUUUUUUGGGCGUAGUAAACCUCGCCAUUCAGUAGAUCAAGCACAGCGACAGCAACAAAUCAUACAUAAUAAUAGAAAAGGAAAACAGGGAAUUGCAGUAUUUAAAAUUGAAGUUGAGUGUCAUAAAAGAAGAGCAGAUCGAAUCGUCUUGAGGUUUUCUAAACUGCAAGGAUCAAACACGGUAUUUAAGAUGGCAAGUGGGUGGAUAGCUAGUGUAAUGACUUUAGAUAGUAAAUAA
Messenger RNA from Cokeromyces recurvatus, 1917 nucleotides. RefSeq names its product kinase-like domain-containing protein. Bases 1 to 1917 code for a protein of 638 amino acids. Gene Ontology annotation, molecular function: ATP binding; protein serine/threonine kinase activity. The transcript is spliced from 5 exons. NCBI's taxonomy places the organism in Eukaryota, Fungi, Mucoromycota, Mucoromycetes, Mucorales, Mucoraceae. The record is from RefSeq and is a predicted model, not a curated record. Gene Ontology annotation, biological process: protein phosphorylation; intracellular signal transduction. Gene Ontology annotation, cellular component: cytoplasm.